CCUCUUUGAAAAAUUUUGGGUGCUUGUUUUCCAUCCUUAGUCUUCCUAAACCCUAGCUUUUUGUGUCUUUCUCCUCUUCUCACACGAUCUCUUCAUGUUCCCUCUCCUCACACAAUCUCCUCUUCACGAUCUCCUCAUACGAUCUUCUCCUCUCCUCACAUGUUUUUGCCUUCCAUCCCUCUUGACGAACUACACUCCUUAGAGCUCCUCUCCCCAAAGUGAUAGUUGUUUCCCUAGAACUGCAGUACUUUUGUUUGUAUAUCAAAAUGUUGAGCGUUUGUAUCUACCGAAAGAAGAGGAGGGAGAGGGCGUAGCACGCUCCUCGGCAGCCAUCGACUUGCCCCCACGCUGGAGGCUUGGGUUUGGAGGCAUGGGGAACUCUCUCGAGUGCUCGGCCUCUAGCGAGAGAUUGGUGUCUGUGGCUCGGGAUGGUGAUCUAAUCGAAGCCUGCAUGUUGCUGGAGUUCAACCUUGGACUCGUCAAGUACUCCACCUUCCGUGGCCUCAACUCCCCUCUACAUUUCGCCACCGCCAAGGGCCACAACGAGAUCGUGACGUUGCUGCUAGAGAAUGGGUCUGACGUGAAUCUGAGAAACUAUUGUGGCCAGACAGCAUUGAUGCAAGCUUGUCGUCACGGUCAUUGGGAGGUGGUGCAGACUCUGCUCAUCUAUGGAAGUAUUCUAUGUGACAAGAAUGGACUAUUUGAACGGUCGGAGUGCCCUGCACUUUACAUAGAAGAUUAUAUUGUGCCUUGUGCAUGUUAGCACUUGCAAUUUACUUGGAAGUUGUUUAAGUGUUACCCUACACAAGAUCAACGACUGAUGCAGAAUAUAAAGGAUGUUGAUAUCUUGGUGCCUUAUCAAAGAGGUGGAAAGAUUGGACUUUUUGAUGGAGCUGGUGUGGGGAAGACUGGAUUUAUUAUGGAACUGAUGAUCAACAAUAUUAGAAAAGGUUGACAUGAAAAAAUCAGCAAGUGAGAAAGAAGAGUCCAAUGAAAUCCUACAAGUUGAAGAUUGUAAUGAGACUUGGGUUUACAAUAAUUAAGUGUAAUCUUACAUGGCAUGAACCAUCAUCAUAAGUUUCUAGUCUUUUGGCUAUUGUUCAUUAGUUAUAAAUAGAGUUUAUUUGUUUAUUUGUAUUGGGAUAAAUUUUAUUUAAACACGAGACAUAUUUCUUCUUUUGUGAUUGUAAUUUUUG
Molecule: messenger RNA, 1196 nt
Organism: Zingiber officinale
Lineage: Eukaryota; Viridiplantae; Streptophyta; Magnoliopsida; Zingiberales; Zingiberaceae
Product: E3 ubiquitin-protein ligase XBAT33-like
Exons: 7
Coding region: 371-763 (130 amino acids)
Molecular function (GO): protein binding
Source: RefSeq, a predicted model, not a curated record